UGUCGGAGACAGGAUUCCGCGCCGCGAGGCAAGAUGCUGAAGUCCAAGACUUUCUUAAAAAAGACGCGGGCGGGCGGCGUGAUGAAAAUCGUGCGCGAGCACUACCUGCGGGACGACAUCGGCUGCGGUGCGCCCGGGUGCGCGGCCUGUGGCAGUGCGCACGAGGGGCCGGUUCUGGAGCCGCAGCCCCUGGAUCCGGCGAGCAGCCUCUGCCCGCAGCCGCACUAUUUGCUGCCUGACACCAACGUGCUGUUGCACCAGAUUGAUGUUCUUGAGGACCCUGCCAUCAGGAAUGUAAUUGUGCUACAAACAGUUCUGCAAGAAGUGAGAAAUCGUAGUGCUCCAGUGUAUAAACGAAUCCGAGAUGUGACUAAUAACCUGGAGAAGCAUUUCUAUACAUUCACUAACGAGCACCAUAGAGAAACUUAUGUGGAACAAAAACAGGGAGAAAAUUCUAAUGACAGGAAUGAUAGAGCCAUUAGAGUAGCAGCAAAAUGGUACAAUGAACAUUUGAAGAAAAUGUCAGCAGAGAAUCAGCUGCAAGUUAUCUUUAUAACAAAUGACAAGAAAAACAAAGAGAAAGCCGUAGAAGAAGGAAUACCAGCUUUCACAUGUGAAGAAUAUGUAAAGAGCCUAACUGCUAACCCUGAACUCAUAGAUCGUCUUGCUUGUUUGUCUGAAGAAGGGAAUGAAAUAGAAAGUGGAAAAAUAAUAUUUUUGGAGCAUCUUCCCUUAAGUAAGCUACAACAAGGCAUAAAAUCUGGUACAUAUCUUCAAGGAACAUUUAGAGCCAGCAGGGAAAAUUACUUAGAAGCUACAGUAUGGAUUCAUGGAGACGCUGAAGAAAAUAAAGAGAUAAUCUUACAAGGACUUAAAAAUUUAAACCGAGCUAUUCAUGAAGACAUUGUGGCCGUGGAGCUUCUCCCCAAGAAUCAGUGGGUAGCACCAUCUUCUGUGGUUUUACAUGAUGAAGGUCAGAAUGAAGAUGAUGUGGAGAAAGAAGAGGAAAGAGAACGCAUUCUUAAGACUGUUGUAAAUGAAAAAAUGUUGAAGCCUACAGGCAGAGUUGUAGGAAUAAUAAAAAGGAAUUGGAGACCGUAUUGUGGCAUGCUUUCUAAGUCUGAUAUCAAAGAGUCAAGAAGACAUCUUUUUACACCUGCUGAUAAGAGAAUUCCUCGAAUUCGGAUAGAAACCAGACAAGCUUCUACAUUAGAAGGACAGAGAAUUAUUGUUGCUAUCGAUGGAUGGCCCAGAAAUUCCAGAUACCCAAAUGGACACUUUGUGAAAAAUUUAGGUGAAGUUGGAGAUAAAGAGACUGAAACAGAAGUUUUGUUACUUGAGCAUGACGUUCCCCAUCAGCCUUUUUCACAGGCUGUUCUUAGCUUUCUACCAAAGAUGCCCUGGAGCAUUACUGAAAAGGACAUGAAAAACCGGGAAGAUCUGAGACAUCUGUGUGUUUGUAGUGUGGAUCCACCGGGAUGUACUGAUAUAGAUGAUGCUCUGCAUUGUAGAGAACUUGAAAAUGGAAAUUUGGAGGUCGGUGUUCAUAUUGCUGAUGUUAGCCAUUUUAUUAGGCCAGGAAAUGCUUUGGAUCAGGAAUCAGCUAGAAGAGGAACAACUGUGUAUCUUUGUGAAAAGAGGAUUGACAUGGUUCCGGAGCUGCUCAGCUCUAACCUAUGUUCCUUAAGGUGUAAUGUUGACAGGCUGGCAUUUUCAUGUAUUUGGGAAAUGAAUCACAAUGCUGAAAUCCUAAAAACAAGGUUUACCAAAAGUGCCAUUAAUUCAAAGGCUUCUCUUACGUAUGCUGAAGCUCAGAUGAGAAUUGAUUCAGCGUCCAUGAAUGAUGAUAUUACCGUUAGUCUCCGUGGACUAAAUAAAUUAGCUAAAAUUUUGAAAAAAAGAAGAAUCGAAAAAGGGGCUUUGACUCUAUCUUCUCCGGAAGUUCGGUUUCACAUGGACAGUGAAACUCAUGAUCCUAUAGAUUUACAGACCAAGGAACUUAGAGAAACAAAUUCUAUGGUGGAAGAAUUUAUGUUACUUGCCAAUAUCUCUGUUGCAAAAAAAAUUCAUGAAGAAUUUUCUGAACAUGCUCUGCUUCGAAAACAUCCUGCUCCUCCUCCAUCAAAUUAUGAAAUUCUUGUUAAGGCAGCUAAAUCCAAGUUGGCCAUUUCUGUAGAAAUUAAAACUGAUACAGCCAAGUCUUUGGCUGACUCUUUGGACCGGGCCGAUUGUCCUACUUUCCCAUAUCUAAACACUCUGUUAAGAAUAUUAGCCACUCGCUGCAUGAUGCAAGCUGUGUACUUCUGCUCUGGAAUGGAUAAUGAUUUUCAUCACUACGGCUUAGCAUCCCCAAUAUACACACAUUUCACUUCACCCAUCAGAAGAUAUGCGGACAUCAUUGUUCACCGGUUGUUGGCUGUGGCUAUUGGGGCUGACUGUACUUACCCAGAGUUGACUGACAAACACAAACUUGCAGAUUUAUGUAAAAAUCUCAAUUUCCGGCACAAAAUGGCUCAAUAUGCCCAACGUGCAUCAGUGGCUUUUCACACCCAGUUAUUUUUUAAAAGCAAAGGCAUAGUAAGUGAAGAAGCCUACAUCCUAUUUGUAAGAAAGAACGCUAUCGUGGUGUUGAUUCCAAAGUACGGUUUAGAAGGCACAGUCUUUUUCGAAGAAAAGGACAAACCACAGCCACGGCUCACUUACGAUGAUGAGAUACCUUCACUUAAAAUAGAAGAUACUGUGUUCCAUAUAUUUGAUAAAGUUAAAGUGAAAAUCAUGUUAGACUCAACUAAUCUUCAGCAUCAGAAAAUCCGAAUGUCCCUGGUAGAACCACAGAUACCAGGAAUAAGCAUUCCUACUGAUACUUCAAACAUGGACAUUAAUGAACCAGAGAGCAAGAAGAAGAAGCUUGAAAAAUAGCUAUAGUCGACAAAAAAAAAAACUUCAAGGAUUGGUUUCCUUCAGGGAAACAAGAAACUUGAGAGAACACUUCUAAAUCUAAGAAAUGUGUGAAAUAGUUUGUUACUUUUAAGUACAUUUUAAUAAUUUGAAAAAUUUGCAUUUUUAUUGAACUGUUGACUGUGUCUAUCCCAUCAUACUUCAUUUCUGGAUUGAACAGAACUAUUUAUGCAGAAAAAUUCAAGUCAACAUCCAUUACUGAAAUAGUGACAGGAUAGUAAAUUCAGGGAUCUCUAAAAAUCAUUUAAAGGGUGCAUUCAUCUGCUUAUUAAAGAGCAGAUUAAUUUUGUAUAAUUUAUUUCAUAUUGAUAGAAAAAAUCUACCAUUUUUCUAUGGAGAAAAAUAGAACAUUUUUAGAAGCAAGGAACAAUCUGUUGUUUCUAAAUCUUGAAAGCUGUUUGGUAUGGCAGUUUUUAGAUUUCAAGACAGUGAAGUCAAGAUGUCAGGGAGUUCCGUAUUUAAUUUCCUUUGCCACCUUUAAUUUACCUUACAUGUGUUGUUCUGUUAAAAACUCUCCGGCAUUUUCUUAGUGAUCCUUCAACAGCUGUGAAUGUUUGGGAACUGAAUGUUGUAGGAAGGCAAGAUGUAGGAUAUUUUGAUCUGACUGGAAAAAUAGUUUUACCUGGUAAUAAGUAUGGUCAUCAUCCUUGACCUUCACCUCAAAUAUCUCCCCCAAAGUAAGGCAUUAGGGUUCAAAGAAUAGAGAUGGAUGCCACUUUAAAUGUCACAUCAUGCUACUUGUAAAAUAAAAAGUAGGUAAAUUAAUGGCUUUUAAACCACAUAUGUAUCAAUUAUGUAAGAAAGGGGGGUUGUAUAAGUACAUAUUGAAGGGAGCAGAUUGAAGUAUUAAAAUUUGGUGUGCCAGUGACUACUUCCUCAUUAACCACAAAGAUGAAUAAUGAUUAAAUUGGCAUUUUCAAGUAUUUUGAGAUAGUUACCUUAAAACAUUUUAUUUUACUUAUUCAAUUUCUAAAGUACCUACAGUGUACCAGGCUUAUCCCAGUCAAGUCAACUAUCUCUGCCUUAAAGGAGCUUGUGAUACAAUGAGAAGAGUGGUAAAUAUAUCAGCAGGUAUACUAAGUGCGAAUCAUUAGUGUGUACUUUUAGGCACUUAAUAAUUAUUAAAUGAUUGUCCUUCCAUUUUUCUGUUACUGAGGAAAACAUCCAUACAUUGAGGCAGAAAUUAUUUUAGAUGAAGGAAAAUAGCUUUGAGUCAUUUUGGGUCCAUACAGUAAUGGACUAACACGUGAAUUAAGAGCAGGAGUCAGCAAGUCUGGAAAGGGCUAGCUAGACAUUGGAGGCUCUGCCAGCUGUACAGUCUGUCACAGCCUCAGUACUCAACUGUUCUGCUCUUACAGUGUAAAACAGCUGUAGACAGUACGCAAACAAAUGGGCAUAGUGAGCUUCCAACAAAACCUUAUUUAUGGACACAGGAAUUUAAAUGUUACCAAUUUCAUGUGUCAUAAAAUACACUCAUUUGAUUUACACCACCUCCACCCCAACAAAAAACUUUGCCCACAGGCCAAUUUGCAAGGAAAAGGGAGACUUUUUGGUGAAACAAGGCUGUGGCUGACCUUGUCUGUUUAUCUUUGCAAGUUUGUUUUCUUGUGCCUCAUUUAUAAGGAAGGCCUAAUUCAGGCAUUAGUUCAAGAUGACCAGAAACCUUAUUUUCAUGCUUUUAAGGCCUCUGCUUUGAUAAAUCUAAAAUGCUUCUCUAGUGCAGGGUCUUAUGCUAAGCAGCUUAGAUUGAAUAUUUCACUUGAAAAGCUCCCUUGGGUUAGGAUUACUGUCCCCAUUUAACAGAUGAGAAGAUUGAGGAUUUGUGGCUCAGAUCGAGUAGUUAACAAAGCAGGUGUGUGAAUCAAUUAUAGUCACUACUAUGUUUCUUGACUUCUGCUAUUAAAAAAUAGCCAGGGAAGCUCCUACCCCAGGAUCUAGAACUCUUCUUUAUUUACAGUUGUCUUAAGUUAAUAUUGAUUCCAAAGCCUCUGUGAUUAAGGACUCAACUUCUUAACAUAGUGUCUUUAACAGUAGACCUACUGGCUGGGAGAGGAUGAACCAGGUACACAGUAAGGAACAUUUUUUAGAGGUUAGCAGUAAGCUUACAGGUGCAAAAAAACAGUAAGGAAAAAAUGGCAAUAAUAGUUAUGUCUUUAUUUCCUAGGGCUCCAUGUGAAUUAUCACUUUAUGAAUUUUUAAAAGGUGAUCUGUAAAUACACAUUCUCCAAAGAUAAAGAAUAUCCCCACAAACUCAUACCCAUUCUACUCGCAACACGAAUAUAACUUUUAAAAUAAAUUAAGUCUGCCCAGCCGUCACUUCACAGUCUAAAGCCCUGUAGGAGCUCCCCUGUCCUAUUUGUCUUAUUUUUCUCCCUGGCCAAAUCUGAGCUGGAAAAGAUGUCUCACCCUAGGGAUGGAGCUAAGAUUCUGGGCAUCCUGCAUUUAUCCCACUAAUAAAAAUGAUACAUAAUAUUAAGAUGCUGUUAAUACUACCUUUCUAGUAUUUAUACUUUUUAAAGUAGAACUAGGCCAGUUAUUACUGGCCGUAAGAAUAUCUACACAGAAAUGAAUAAAUAGUUUAAGAAUGAAUAUUUUUGGAAGCCUACUUAACCUCCCCUCCUACCUCUUCAAUUAAGUAAAUUUGUUUUAUAUCUAAAUCAAAUUUACUUCUUUUACAUAGGUUAGAAAUUUAAAUUCAUUUAUAUAAUCACAUUUUUAUGUAAAAUAAAACAGUACUUCCACAGUUGCACAUGCUCAGAACUCAAUUCAGUGCUGUCAGUCAGGCUUACUAAUUCGCAGUUCACCGACCCUGUAGGUAGGAGAAAAGUCAUCACUCAAAUUUUUUGUUAAACACAUCACUCAAGGUAAGUACAAAAAUAUUUAUUGAUAAAAAAUAAACUUGUACUUCAGCAACAUGUUGACAGUUCCAGGAGCUUUUCUGUUGUUUCUACGUCCCUAAAUUAAGCCCUUGAUUCUUCACAUUAAGGAGGGAAACAGCGAAGCAUGUUAGGUGAAGCAGGUUUUCCCCAACUACGGUCCCGUAGGCGAGCUGCUGCUCAGCGGUAGGUAGUCUUUGGUUCUGAAAGAGGUAACUCUAUAGACUGCUGCACUGAGGACGAUUUGCUGUCUUCAUCCAACACCUCUGUGUUGUAUGGUCUUGCUAUGAAAGAAGAAAAUGCCUUAUUUUCAACUUAAAUAGACCAUUCAAGAGUGCAACUAUUGAGACUUUUUAAAACUUAAAUGCAGAUUCUAAAGGGACAGAGAAGAUAGGGUUUUUUUCAAAUCAAUAUUUUGUAUCAGUAAGUACUUCCUGUACCUGAAUAUGCAGUUCACUUUUAAGUGGACAACUAUAGUCCCACCUCAUGACAAAAUGGAGAGGGAAAAUAAGUGGCCUCCAUAUGAAUUAAUAUUUGGAGAGUUAUAUUUAGUAGUGCACUUGCUGAUGUUUACUAUGUUUAUUAAUAAAUUGGCAUAUAAAAAAUUCCAAUUAGCGCCUAAAUUUAUGUUGGGUUUCUUGAAAUAGGAACAUACAGUUAAAACCAUCCUAUUUAGGUUCAGUAAAUGUCUUCAUCGACAGUAUAUAUUUGUGUAAAUAUUCAGUAUGUAAGGUUCAUGUUAUUCAGUAUCCAAAAUCUAUAAAGGCUUUGGAUUUUAAGAGCCUUUUGUGUGUGAAUUUGAUGUGUAUUAUAGUCUCUCAAUUGUACUAUUUUCCUCUCUAAUAAUAAAAGUUCUUUUUUAUGUUUA
Molecule: messenger RNA, 6702 nt
Organism: Pteropus alecto (black flying fox)
Lineage: Eukaryota; Metazoa; Chordata; Mammalia; Chiroptera; Pteropodidae
Gene: DIS3
Product: DIS3 homolog, exosome endoribonuclease and 3'-5' exoribonuclease
Exons: 21
Coding region: 34-2919 (961 amino acids)
Biological process (GO): rRNA catabolic process
Cellular component (GO): nuclear exosome (RNase complex); cytoplasmic exosome (RNase complex)
Molecular function (GO): RNA binding; endonuclease activity; 3'-5'-RNA exonuclease activity
Source: RefSeq, a predicted model, not a curated record